AUGGAAUCUACUGAGACGUGCAGAGUCCUUUCUAUUCAAAGCCAUGUUGUAUCAGGUUAUGUAGGGAAUGAUUCAGCGACAUUUCCUCUUCAGGUAAGCCAUUUUUUACACUUCCCGUACCAGUUGAACGUGACACCAACACCGGUUUUUCCCGCUGCAGUGGUACCAUUGUACACUAAUUAGACCAUGUUCAGCUGCAUGACAGAGUUACCUUUUGAAAAGUGUUUUCAUACUAGAAGUCAAGGAUUCCUUGGUCUUAUUCAAGACUUUAUUCUUUCCUAUUGUCUAGCUCUGACUUAUACCCGAUCGCAUGUUAUUGUGAUGAUCGACAUACGUUCGUUCGAUUUGAUGAACAUUCAACGGAUAUUAUUACUUAUGACAACAGCAAUGAUCAGUGCAGUUGUCAUAUUCUGUGGGGAUGUGUGUUUCCUGAAGUAUUUAGAAUGAGAGCUGUUUUGUUUGGGACAGCAGGGCAGGGAAUGAGAAUCCGCUGGUCAGUGUUUUACAUGGUGAUUAAUCAGUGGCUGAAGAAUGUAGUGCUGGAAAUUUCUAUUAACUGUUUUUGUUAUUCAAAUUUGUAACACGUGAAACGAAGGAAUUUAGUGCUGGAAAUUUGUAUUUACUGUUUUUGUUAUUCAAAUUUGUAACACGUGAAACAAAGGAAUUGUCUUUUUUUUCCAGAUUCAAUGUGCUUUUGGUUGGCACAUUAAUAUCAACAGGUGACUUCAGUGUGAUUAUCGCUAGCGAUACUCAUACUGUACAUGCUGACCUCACCUCUCGUUUUAAACCUGAGUAACAAAAACAACAUUAAUUGUAAACAGUGAUGUCUCACAUAGGUGUUCUUAGAUAUAGCCUCUCACGCAGAUGUUUUAGUAACGGCUUCGUCAUGCAUAAUGCCCCAGAAACGUCUCGUGAAACAAGCAGUUAAAAAAAUUAGACCAAUCACAGCACACUUUCAGAUCUCAGAAGUGUAUUUUAGACUGUCCAACCUUUUGAGUGUGAAAAAUCCGUAGAUUGUUAAACCAUGGAGAAAUAACUUGAGUGCCAAAAAUUGGGAUUUUUCCUAUCCCGAUUCUACAUUAGUAAGAUUUCCAGAUUUUCAAGCAAAUUUGGCACAAUCUUGAUGUAACUGGGACAAAAACGGGAUAAGAAUGGAAAGUGUCUGGAAGAUCUCCUUGUUUAGAGCAAAACUCUAAGGUCACAGAUACGCUUCACUUGUGAGUCUCGUUUGGCCUGUCAACGCUUUAUUUCCUACUGAUAAUGAUUCAGGUGGUUGUCCUUCAUGUCCAAAGAAGACUGCAUGUUGUAUGAUCAUCUAUGGAUUCUCUGGUGGCUCUGCAAACUCAGUCUAGGAGGGCAGAGUCUGGAACAGGUGGGGCACUGGAACUCCAUUAUUGUGAUGUCAGCAGAGGAUGCUCUGUGGUGUCGUUCAUAGGCUGCAAUAAGUUUUUGACGGUGGUCAUCCUUGAAAUUGUUGGGGGCUGUGUGGGUCAGUAAGUGCCCGUGACUUCUGUCACUGGCUGCAGCCUCAAGUUCUUUCGGCUGGUUGCCCACACCACUGAAGGUUUUCCUUCACAGUGUCCUUGUACUGCUUGCGAGGGCGGCCUUGCUUUUUCUUGCCAGCCUCAAGCUCUCCAUACAACAGUUGACAGGGCAUGCAAUGAUCGUCCAUCCUGAUGACAUUUCCCACCCCUCGCAGCUGGACCUUGAUGAGUAUGGCCUCAAUCCUGGUACACUUUGCACGGUCCAGGACCUCGAGGUUUGUGAUAUGGUCCUGCCAGUGGAUGCCAACUAUGGAACGGAGGGCACUCAUACGAAAGUUCUCCAGCUAGUUAAUUUGCCUGUGGUACAGUGUCCAAGUCUCAUAUUCAUACAUGUCCUGUACAGCAUGUGCCAGCAUGCGUGUGAAGAAGAGAUUAAACAGGACUGUGGCUAGUAUGCAGCCCUGUUUUAUUCCAUUUGUGAUGGUGAAGACAGCUGACUGGUCACUGAUGCAGAGAACUUAAUUGUCCUGUCAUUCCAUCAUGAGGAAGCUGGAUCAACCUCACAAACUUCUUUGGGCAACCAUAUCUCUCCAGGACCAUCCAGAGGGCCUCCCUGUUGACUGUAUUAAUUACCUUUGUCAGAUUUAUAAAGACAGAGAAGAGGGCCUUGCUCUGUUCAAUGCACUUCUCCUGCACCUGUCUGAUGACAAAAUCAUGUCCAGGGUGCUGCACCCUGGUCUGAAGCCACACUCCGCCUCUGGGAGACCUCUUUCAGUUUCCAUGAUCAGUCGGUUCGGGAGAAUGCGAGUAAAGAUCGUUCCUGCUAUGGAAAGAAGUGAGAUGCCUCUGUAGUUUCCACAGUAAGUUGGACUUGCUCCCCUUGUUGUUGUAGAGAUCGAGUAGUAAUGAGAGCAUUGCAAAAGUCUUCACAUGGCCUCUUUGCUCCAUACACUUUGCAGAACAUCAUGGAAGCCUCCAGUGCAUUGGGGCCUGGAGCUUUGAAGAUCUCAGGUGGGAUACUGUUGUUUAUGAUUAUUGGCCUUUUUAUUAAACCAUGACUUAGUGCUGAUUUGUUCUCUGGUAAUUUGCUAGUGAUCUCCAGCUGAUAAUUGCAAACAAAGCGAAAAGGAAUUUAACUGCUUGUUUCAGCACAUGUUCAUGGGGCAGAAACAGAUGAUGAAGCCCCAACAAGUUUAGCGUGAGAGGCCAUCUGGAAUAGGGCCACAUUUCUGGUUUUUAGAUUACGGAUGCAGUUACUGUACUGGAUUGAUAGAGGAAUACAGCUGAUCAAAGAUCUUGCAUUAGGUAUCACAGUCCCUGUGAGACACCAACAAGUGGGAGGGGGGCAGGGGAAGUUGGAGAUGAAAAAUGCCUUUCAAGGUUAAUACUAAGUACUACUGAAAUCCAGUGUAACUAACUGUUAGGACCCUUAAAAACAAAGAAAAAAAAAAACAGUCUUGAGCAUUUGAAAUUUUGAAUAGCUGGCUUGACCAUCCUGACCAUCCAUUUGGCCAUGUGACUUUAAUUUCUGAAAGGCAAUAACUGCGUGUGAGAGUGAGCGAUGUAAGUGACGAGAUGAUGCGCAGAGCAGGAAGAAACCUAAAAUGUUCUGAUUUUUAUAACCGCACACAUGACUCCACUUUACAAAUCCAAUAGUUUCUUAUUGUCACUCUUUCGAAUGCAUGCAGACUCCAAUUCUGGUCUUGUUACUGGUGAAAAUCAGACUAAGAGUGGAUUUCCACUGCCGCAUAAUUUUUACGCUCAAAUUUUAUAUGUGUAAAUAGUGUAAAGGAAAUGUAUGAAGUAUCAUGAAAAAGUAUGAGUAAAAGUUGAGCGAGGUUCAACUUUUGACUUUUCUUCAUUGCCUCUAAUUUAUUUAUGCACAUCAAUUUUACACGUGUACAGACAUUAAAAUUACUUGACAGUGGAAAUCUACCCUAAAAGGACUAUAGGUACUUGAGGUAAUCCUAACAUGAUGUUACUCCAUCCUUUUUUAUUUUAGGUUCUUGGAUUUGAGGUUGACACAAUCAAUUCAGUACAACUUUCCAAUCACACUGGUUUGUUUCAUGUCUAUUAUUAAUAUAAUUGCUUUUGUUGUUGAACAAUAGAAAGUAAAGUAGUUUUUCUUGUGUUGUUCGUUUUGAUACAUAUUUCAAUAUUUUUAUGAUCCCUCCUACUUAAAGUGCCCAUAACCUAAAAUUUUAUAUUUUCUUAUCUGAAAAUACACCUUAUUAAAAUAACUUCUGCUAAAAAAUUUUGCAAUUUGAACCAAAGACGAUUUUUUUAGAAUUUUUUAAAAACUUUCAAAUUUGCCGCCAUUUUGGCACACCAUUUGUCUUAGUCUUCUCUCAGAGUAUGACGUUAUAUGACGUACUUUAAGGAACACGUGACUUUAUCAACAGGAAAACAUUAUUAGUUCUAGUAGGUUUUUCUGUUUCAGAAAAACUUUCUUCUUGCGAAGACGUCGUGAGUCAAUCCUUACUUGUAAUUGAUCUUUUUUGUGUACAGCUGGUGAAGGCAAGGUAAUGCGAGUUCCUUAAUUUACGUCACAUGACGUCAUAUGUGAACCUGUUAGUUUGUGUGACCAGCGUCGGGGGUGUACCGCAAAAAUGUAGAUUUAAAAAAUUGGUAAAAAAAUCACGCUUUGUUUAAACCACAAAAUUUUUUUCGCAGAAGUUAUUUUAAUAUGGGACUGGUCAAAAAGUAUAGGGGGGGGGUGGGCCGGAGCAUUUGGAAAUGUGGUUGAUAAAAAACACAUGACCCACCCCCUCCCUUCGGCACAAAAAUGACUGACCCACCCCUAAAGCAAGGUUGGAAAUUGCAUGACCCACCCCCUAGUUAAAACAUGGAUGUUCGGUUUCCUCUUAGUAGUCCACUAAAACCUUGUUCUGUGCUUGACAAAAUUUGUUGAUACACUGCUACAAGCAAUAUCAACAUCACAGAAAUCAUACCUUUCACUAAAAAGACGAAUGUGAAAAACCGAACAUUUCUUGUUUCAAUGGAUGUUCUGAGUCUUGACACAAAUAUACAGCAAAACGAGGGUAAAUUAUCUGUCACAAAGCAUAUGAAAAUUUCAACAAAGACAACCCAUUCCUACACAUUACUUGCCGGAAAUGCUUAGAUUAAUCCUCAACGAAAAUUUCUUCCACUUCAGUGGAAAGCAAUACCUAAAAAACCAUGGAACUGCAAUGGGCACAAAGACAGCAGUUUUGAUUCCUUUGCCAAUAUUUUCAUGACAUAUAUUGAAACAACAACUCUAAGCAAAACUGUCUUUAAGAACAACGGUUUGGAAAUGCCAUGUAGACGAUAUCUUUUACUAUGGGACAUGAGUAAACCAGACAUCGAAGCCUUCAUUGAACAAGCAACCUUACAUCACCUAACUAUUGAAUUCACGGCCGAAACAUUUGACACUGAGACUGCGAUUUUAGACAAGUUUGUAUACAAAGGCACAAGAUUCAAGGAAAAAUCUAUUAUGAUGCAAAGACACCUUUUAAACAAACGGAAAGCUUCUUGCACACACAUUUCACCUCGUGUCACCCUCCAAAUGUUAAAAAAGAAUUUGUCAAAGGAGAGGCCUUAAGAAUCCUACGAAAAAACUCCUCAGAAACAACCUUUGAGGAAAAUAAUUCAAAUUAAAAAAAAAAAACGUUUGACGGACGGAGGCUACGCACAAUCUUUCAGGGGCACCCAACGUCAAUUUUCGGAAAAUAUCUGUUCGAAAGACGAUUUGAGGUCUAGAAUUUUCGGAACAUUUGUUGUAAAAUUUCUUGCUUGUCUGCCCCUCCUAGGAUUUUCGAACAUCUAAAAAAAUAGUAUAAUUGCCCAUUUUUAACGGAUUUUUACCCUAAGGUCACCUAGAAUUUUUGGGAGCCUUUUUUCUGGCUGAAAUUUUCGAAAAGGUAUUGUUUUGAUCCCUAUAAUUUUCGUAUCACUAGACUUUCAACUAGGAAAAAGAAAUAUUGCCAUUAGAGACACAAUACCAGCCCUCAGUGUCUACUAUAAAGGAAGCUUGAAUGAAAAAAUGGAAUCUUAUAUAAAACCAGCUAUAACUUCAAUAAAUUUUAAAAGAACCACCCAUCAUUUUCUUACAAAAAAGGAAAAUCGUUAAAGGACAUGCUCGUUAGAGCCGAAAAAAAAAGGUUGACAGAGGGUUCCACGUCCGUGUAGCUGUGCGGCCUGUCAACCUUUGUAUUUUCUCGCACAACAGGUUUGUGAGUAUUUUAACAAUAAUUCGAGCUGGCUGUGUUUUAUAUAACAAGUGUAGUCAACUGUUUCGUUAGUAGUUAGUAAAAAAUAGGGUGACCCGCCCCCUGAGGGUAGCUGAAAAUUGCACGACCCACCCCUCGCACAAGGCUCAAAACCUCAUGACCCACCCCGUCUCUGCUCCCCCACCCCCCCAUACCCAGUCCCUAUAGGUUGACCAAGAAAGAAAAUAAAAAAUUUUAGGUGAUGGGCACUUUAACAAUGUCAUUGUUUUUUUAAACCCACACAUGUCCAAUAAACACAAACGGAUACGAUUCGUCAAACUGAUGGUCCAUUGGUACCAAUGGUACGAUUGGUACCAAUAGAAAAGCACCCUAUUCCAAUGGUUCUGUUGGUGCAUAUGCAUCUAAUUAAGGGGACUUAGAUUAUUUUCCCACGUGACCUGGUUGGGUACAGGGCAAUUCCAAUGGUCCAUUGGUACCAAUGGUACGAUUGGUACCAAUGGAAAAGCACCCUAUUCCAAUGGUUCUAUUGGUGAAUAUGCAUCUCAUUAAGGGGACUUAGAUUAUUUUCCCAUGUGACCUGGUUGGGUACAGGGCAAUUCCAAUGGUCCAUUGGUACCAAUGGUACCAUUGGUACCAAUGGAAAAGCACCCUAUUCCAAUGGUUCUAUUGGUGAAUAUGCAUCUCAUUAAGGGGACUUAGAUUAUUUUCCCAUGUGACCUGGUUGGGUACAGGGCAAUUCCAAUGGUCCAUUGGUACCAAUGGUACGAUUGGUACCAAUGGAAAAGCACCCUAUUCCAAUGGUUCUAUUGGUGAAUAUGCAUCUCAUUAAGGGGACUUAGAUUAUUUUCCCAUGUGACCUGGUUGGGUACAGGGCAAUUCCAAUGGUCCAUUGGUACCAAUCGUACCAUUGGUACCAAUGGAAAAGCACCCUAUUCCAAUGGUUCUAUUGGUGAAUAUGCAUCUCAUUAAGGGGACUUAGAUUAUUUUCCCAUGUGACCUGGUUGGGUACAGGGCAAUUCCAAUGGUCCAUUGGUACCAAUGGUGCGAUUGGUACCAAUGGAAAAUGAUGCCAUUCCAAUGGUUCUAUUGGUGCAAAACAAGUUCACUUUUACACCAAGUGAAAACGUGCUAAUAAUUAUUAUGAACGUUACUCGUUCUAUAAGAAAACCACGCAAAACAAAUUCGCUUUUACAUCAAGUAAAAGCGCACUAUAAUUCUUAUGAAUAUUCCUCGUUCUAUAUCCCAAUCACGCAAAACAAGUUCGCUUUUACACCGAGUAAAAACGCGCUAAUAAUUAUUAUGAAUAUUCCUCGUGGUAUAAGCCAACAACGCAAAACAAGUUCGCUUUUACACCAAGUAAAAGCGCGCUAUAAUUCUUAUGAAUAUUCCUCGUUCUAUAAGCCAACCAUGCAAAACAAGUCCGCUUUUACACCAAGUAAAAACGCACUAAUAAUUAUUAUGAAUAUUCCUCGUUCUAUAAGCCAACCACACAAAACAAGUUGCCUUUUACACUAAGUAAAAACGCGCUAAUAAUUAUUAUGAAUAUUCCUCGUUCUAUAAGCCAACCACGCAAAACACGUUCGCUGUUACACCAAUUAAAAAUGCGCCAUAAUUCUUAUGAAUAUUCCUCGUUGUAUAGGCUAACCACGCAAAACAAGUUCGCUUUCACACAAAGUAGAAACGUGCUAAUAGUUACAAAGCGAGGGCGACCUAUAUAUCUAGCGCUAAUAAUAUCUCAAGGUGCUGCGAGUAUAACAAACAUCGUACGAACAUUAAAAUUGAAAGGUAAUGCGUCACUGUCGUGUUCGUUCUGUUUAUUGUGAUUCAUGAGCAAACAACAUGACAUAUGAAUGUCUUCUUUCCUGUACGCAAGCACUAUUUUUUGGUAAUUCUUACUUGUUAAAAGAACCCGAAACAACGCGGAAAGGCGCGAAACUAGCAAAGUGGUAUUGAGGCAACAGGUUUUAAAUCCUGUUCUCAACUCACUGUGAAAUUAACUUCUGAAAUUUCUUAGCGCAAUUUCAUUAUCUACAUGGAAGCGUUUAAACCAAAACAAGUUUUCAAUGAAGAGUUUCCGAAAAGGGUGGUUAUAUCAUGCUGUUGCUCCUAAGAGAGCCGUUUUAUAUUCAAGUGACUGAAGUCACUUUUGACUGUUGACGUGGGGUUUGUCGUGGUAACCCAUUGAAGUACACCAGUUUGCUAUAAUCAAGGUCGUAGUAAAACCAUUGAUGUAUUUAAUGUCAACGUUGUCGUUGACAAAUUGUAUUUACCGUGCUCUUUUCUCGGCUGUAGCUUCCGAAGAGGCCCAGGACUGAGCUAGAAGAAUCCAUCUACUGAUGAUUUCAGGAUUGCACUCAUUGCCGUGGGAAAACAGCAGAAGUUUGAAUGUCUCCUUAUCACUCAUAAACAUAUGAAUCGACAGAGAUUUUUAUUUUUUAAUGGAUGCAUAUUCACCAAUAGAACCACUGGAAUGACAUCAUUUUCUAUUGGUACCAAUCGUUCCAUUCGUACCAAUGGACCAUUGGAAUUGCCCUUUACCCAGCCAGACAACACGACAAAAUAAUCUAACUCUCUUAAUAAGAUGCAUAUUCAUCAAUAGAACCAUUGGAAUAGGGUGCUUUUCUAUUGGUACCAAUCGUACCAUUGGUACCAAUGGACCAUUGGAAUUGCCCUGUACCCAGCUAGACCAUAUGAGAAAAUAAUCUAAGUCCCCUUAAUGAGAAGCAUAUUCACCAAUAGAACCAUUGGAAUAGGGUGCUUUUCCAUUGGUACCAAUCGUACCAUUGGUACCAAUGGACCACUGGAAUUGCCCUGUACCCAGCUAGACCACAUGAGAAAAUAAACUAAGUCUCCUUAAUGAGAUGCAUAUUCACCAACAGAACCACUGAAAUAGGGUGCUUUUCCAUUGGUACCAAUGGACCAUUGGAAUUGCCCUGUACCCAGCCAGACCACAUGAGAAAAUAAUCUAAGUCGCCUUAAUGAGAUGCAUAUUCACCAAUAGAACUAUUGGAAUAUGGUGCUUUUCCAUUGGUACCAAUGGACCAUUGGAAUUGCCCUGUACCCAGCUAGACCACAUGAGAAAAUAAUCUAACUCUCUUAAUGAGAUGCAUAUUCACCAAUAGAACCAUUGGAAUAGGGUGCUUUUGUAUUGGUACCAAUGGACCAUUGGAAUUGCCCUUUACCCAGCCAGACCACAUGAGCAAAUAAUCUAAGUCCCCUUACUGAGAUGCAUAUUCACCAAUAGAACCAUUGGAAUAGGGUGCUUUUGCAUUGGUACCAAUCGUACCAUUGGUACCAAUGGACCAUUGGAAUUGCCCUGUACCCAGCCAGACCACAUGAGAAAAUAAUCUAAGUCCCCUUAAUGAGAUGCAUAUUCACCAAUAGAACUAUUGGAAUAGGGUGCUUUUCUAUUGGUACCAAUGGACCAUUGGAAUUGCCCUGUACCCAGCCAGACCACAUGAGAAAAUAAUCUAAGUCCCCUUAAUGAGAUGCAUAUUCACCACCAAUAGAACUAUUGGAAUAUGGUGCUUUUCUAUUGGUACCAAUCGUACCAUUGGUACCAAUGGACCAUUGGAAUUGCCCUGUACCCAGCCAGACCACAUGAGAAAAUAAUCUAAGUCGCCUUAAUGAGAUGCAUAUUCACCAAUAGAACUAUUGGAAUAUGGUGCUUUUCCAUUGGUACCAAUGGACCAUUGGAAUUGCCCUGUACCCAGCCAGACCACAUGAGAAAAUAAUCUAAGUCCCCUUAAUGAGAUGCAUAUUCACCAAUAGAACUAUUGGAAUAUGGUGCUUUUCUAUUGGUACCAAUCGUACCAUUGGUACCAAUGGACCAUUGGAAUUGCCCUGUACCCAGCUAGACCACAUGAGAAAAUAAUCUAACUCUCUUAAUGAGAUGCGUAUUCACCAAUAGAACCAUUGGAAUAGGGUGCUUUUCUAUUGGUACCAAUUGUACCAUUGGUACCAAUGGACCAUUGGAAUUGCCCUGUAUCCAGCUAGACCACAUGAGAAAAUAAUCUAAGUCUCCUUAAAGAGAUGCAUAUUCACCAAUAGAACCAUUGGAAUAGGGUGCUUUUCCAUUCGUACCAAUCGUACCAUUGGUACCAAUGGACCAUUGGAAUUGCCCUGUACCCAGCCAGACCACAUGAGAAAAUAAUCUAAGUCCCCUUAAUGAGAUGCAUAUUCACCAGUAGAACUAUUGGAAUAGGCUGCUUUUCUAUUGGUACCAAUCGUACCAUUGGUACCAAUGGAGACCCUUCUUAUCACCACUAACACCAAUGGAGUCUAUUUGUGAGUAUUGGACAACCCUCUUUAAACCAGGGCACCUGAUAAUGUGAGAUGGUGCAAUUUGGUACAAUAUUCUGUUAUUAAUGUAAAUCAUAUCUGAUUGCAUAAUCCAUAAGAAAUCCUGUAAUAAACUGCUGCAUAAUCUGCACUAGAUAACGAAUUUAACUGCUAAUUUGAAAAAAUGCACUUUAUUUGAGCAUCAAUGUGAUUUUAAUUAGUACUAAUUGGAGACACUAUCUUUACGGCUACAACUGGAGACAGGACUGCCAUUUUAUGUGGUCAUCCUAGCCAUGCAAAGGUCUAGCUGCUUGCAGUGCAAGGAGAGUACCUUCAUUUCUCAGUUAUUUUUAAGACCCUGAUAAUUAUUAGUCCAGUCCUGGGAAUCAAACCUACAACCCCCCUCCCCCCUUGCAGCAAACGCUCAACCUACUGGGCUUAUCCUGCUGCGGUAAGGCUAUUUAAGUUUCAAAAUACUGUGUUGAGCCUCCGAAAUCUUCCUCAAGUUUUGAUGUUAAUCUAGUGAACAUACGAAAUAUCCACAUUUUCCCAUAAUCCUAUAAUUUGCCCUAUGAUAAACCUUAGAUGUGUGCUUCAUUUGUGUCCCAUCUCCUCAAAAGAUGUCUUAGUUUCCUCCAAAUUUUUUUCACACCAUUACACAGUCUGAUAAACACUUACUUAGGUGCAUGUUUCUGUUUGGUAGGCUAUGAGCAUAUAAAAGGUCAAGUGUUGGAUUCAAAGGAACUUAAAGAACUGUUUGAAGGACUGAAACUCAACAAUUUGCAUCAAUUUUCUCAUCUGCUUACAGGU
Porites lobata is the source of this 10783-nucleotide messenger RNA. Lineage: Eukaryota; Metazoa; Cnidaria; Anthozoa; Scleractinia; Poritidae. The record is from the annotation of a GenBank genome assembly.